AAUAGAAAUCUCAAAGUCGGGUAGAAAAAAUCCGAAUAAAGUAUAUCGGGUUGUGCUGCUUGCCAAGCUUUACGUCCCAAACCUCCAGUCAUCGCUUCUGACCAAUCGUAAAGAAGCAGGUGAAGUAGUGGACUCUGCUAUUUCCUUGUACACCCAAGUGCAUAAAGGAGACCCCUUUUCCACCACACCCAUUAUAUAGGGUUAGGGUUUUCGAGUUGAAACCCCAAAUCGCUCUUAGGGUCACUUAAAUUAGGGUUGUUUUGUCCCAGAAUUAAAAAAUGCGAGCUCUCCAAGAGGCUCCCUCACAACCUGGACUCCCAAUUUCACUUUCCCUGGGAUCAAAUUCAACUCUAGGCGAAGGGGCUUCGGGUUCCCGAUUCUACAGCUGGCUUGGUGAGUGCCAUGGGGCUUUUCACAAUGUCGCUCUAAUUGUACCCUCGCUUCUUUUCGUCCUGUACUUGGCCUAUCAAGCAAGGAAAAGCUUCUCGAAGCUCUCUCAUGGCCGGUCUUAUAUUAUGAUCGCGUACUAUGGGUGCCUUUGGCUUGUUAGCUUGCUCAAUCUUGCUUGGUGCUGUUUACAGGCAUGGGAGUGCACUCCUGGAAAAGAACUAGCCUGGAAUUUCUUAUCUUUGUUCACAACCUCCGGGAUGCUAUUUUUGGAAGUAAGCUUGCUGGCAUUUUUGAUCCAAGGGAAUUAUGCAAGUGGACUGGAAGCUUUGACACGGACUUUCGUUGUCUCAGGGGUCCUUGUUGUUUUGGAUAUACUUCUCAAGGCAAUCUAUCUAUUUGGAUUUGGAAUUCCAUUAUUCGUUGACAACAAAGAUCGUACAGAUCGGAUGAAGUGGGACUUGUGGGUUGUCCACAGGCUAGUGAUUACUGCAAUUUAUGGCUUCAUAUUGUUUAUGUACCAUUCCAAGUGGAGAGAAAGGUUACCAGCAAGACCUGCAUUCUACAAGUAUACCGCUGUCAUGUUUAUGUUGAACAUACUAGCCCUGUUUGCUUGCGGGCUUACUGGAAAUGGGGCUGGAUUUGGGUUCUGGCUCUAUGGUGCCACUGUUGUCUGUUAUCAUGCCCUUUAUCUUCCUCUUUUGUAUGUAACAUUUCUGGCAGACUUCUUCCAGGAGGAAGAUCUACAUUUGGAGAAUGUGUAUUAUUCAGAGAUGAAAGAUGCUGGUUUCUUUGAUGCUGAUUGGGAGUGAUGCAGUAACACUUGAUCACAAGAUGAUUUGGUCACCGCACUCGCUGUAUAUAGAAGUCAAUACUGUAUCUUGAAUGAAUCUUUUGUCAUACUGUAUCUUGGGUUGCUUUUGCAGUCUAAAAUAAUGAAAAUUGUAUUUCUAAGACUUAUGCCAUCACCGCCUUGAGUAUGCAGGUUUAUAUAUGAUGAGGCAUCGACAUUUUGAAUGUAUGCAUGCCUGUAAAGAAACGAACUUAACUGGUCUUUUUUAUUUUCAAAAUAAAUUAGUUGGUCAGAUGUA
This is a messenger RNA of Prunus dulcis (almond), 1478 nucleotides long. RefSeq names its product protein CANDIDATE G-PROTEIN COUPLED RECEPTOR 2. The coding region runs from base 279 to 1199 and encodes 306 amino acids. The record is from RefSeq and is a predicted model, not a curated record. NCBI's taxonomy places the organism in Eukaryota, Viridiplantae, Streptophyta, Magnoliopsida, Rosales, Rosaceae. The transcript has 6 exons. Gene Ontology annotation, cellular component: plasma membrane. Gene Ontology annotation, biological process: G protein-coupled receptor signaling pathway. Gene Ontology annotation, molecular function: G protein-coupled receptor activity.